AGUGUACAGGCUCACACUGGCAUUAUCUUUCUCCAGCUCUGGUGGACCUCUGAACUUUCUUUGAAACAGUUUGUUGACCGUCUAAUUAACACGUAGAAGAAAACCUCUCGCUGACUCCAGAGAAUCUACAGACGUUGUAUGUUUCUACGUGGGAUGGGAGAUGAAAAUUACCCAAGGUGGAAAGCACUUGGCAUAUUCAUUGCCCACACGAAAUGCUGAAAUGGUGUCAGUUAUAUAACUGUCUUCAUGAGUAAUAAGGCAUACUCAUUCUGAAAGCCUCUGUAUGAGACUCUCGUGCACAAGCAAAUCCUUGCAGCUACCAGGAGACACCAGCUGUGUAGGUGAGCUGAUGGACGAAGAUGAUAAGGACAGGGCAAAGAGGGCAUCCCGCAACAAAUCUGAGAAGAAACGGAGAGAUCAGUUCAAUGUCCUCAUCAAAGAACUUAGCACAAUGCUGCAGGGUUCCACACGCAAGAUGGACAAAUCGACAGUCCUACAGAGGACAAUUGAUUUUCUGCAAAAACAGAAAGAAAUCUCAGCUCAGACAGAGGCCUGUGAGAUCAGACAGGACUGGAAACCGUCAUUCCUUAGCAAUGAAGAGUUCACACAGCUGAUGUUGGAGGCACUCGAUGGGUUUCUCAUAGCACUUAGUGCUGAUGGAAAUAUUAUUUAUGUCUCUGAUAGUGUUUCAUCACUGCUUGGCCAUUUACCGUCAGAUCUAGUGGACCAAAAUAUAUUGAACUUUCUCCCAGAACGGGAACAUGCAGAAGUCUACAAGCUGCUAUCGAAUCAGAUGUUAAUGACGGAACAGGUUACGUUGGAUUACCUGAACAGUGAAAAUCACGUUGAAUUCUGUUGUCAUUUAUCAAGAGGAACGUUAGACCCAAAAGAACCCCCUACGUAUGAAUAUGUAAAGUUCAUAGGAAACUUUAGGUUUCACAGUCAUGUGCCUAUGUCUUCUUGUAAUGGUUUUGACUUAGCCAUUUCAAGGGCGUUUCGAUCUGCUCCAGAAGAGCAAGUCUGUCUACUGGCAACUGUACGGCUGGCCAUCCCGCAGUUUUUAAAGGAAAUGUGCAAUGUUGAAGAACCAUGCGAAGAAUUUACUUCACGCCACAGUUUAGAGUGGAAGUUCCUAUUCCUUGAUCACAGGGCACCUCCAAUUAUAGGCUACUUACCUUUUGAAGUACUGGGAACAUCUGGCUAUGAUUACUAUCAUGUUGAUGACCUAGAGCUUCUAGCAAGCUGCCAUGAACACUUGAUGCAGUUUGGAAAGGGAAAGUCUUGCUACUAUCGUUUUCUGACCAAAGGGCAGCAGUGGAUAUGGCUCCAAACGCAUUACUACAUCACCUACCAUCAGUGGAACUCCAAGCCUGAGUUUAUUGUCUGUACACACACUGUAGUAAGCUAUGCAGAAGUUAGAGCAGACAGACGACGGGAGCUUGGCCUGGAGGAGUCCACCCCUGACAUCUUGGCUUCAUCAUCUCUUAAGGUACCCAAUUGCAACUUGGCUAUCAGACAAUGUGAAAGUGCCCAGGAUAUUCCCAUUGAGAAACUCGUUGAUAGUCGACCGUGUUCAGUGUCUUCUCAGAGUUCGCACAAGUCCUCUCAUACUGCGCUGUCAGACUCUGCAUCAACAACAUCCAAAGUGCACACGGAAGCAAGCACGACUUCUAGACACUCAGUAAAUGUCAGCCUGCAAGACAAAUCAGCACAGAGACUGCAACCAGUCAGCAAUCAGGCGCUGUUGACAAUCCAGCCAUCAACCGAUGCACUUCGAUCACAGCAAAUGCCCCAACCAGCGAUUUCCAAUCAGCAGCCAGUUAUGCCCAUGUACCAGUGUCCUGAACAGCUAGAUGUGAUGCACCAGCUAAAAGAACAGCUGGAAGAGAGGACCCGAAUCCUACAAGCAAACAUAAAGACACAGCAGGAGGAGCUGCACCAGAUUAAGGAGCAACUUCAACUUGUGCAAGAUUCUAAUCUCCAGAUGUUGCUUCAACAACCAAUUUCACUUGGAAUUAAUGCUAUGGAACAUCAAGAUGAAGGACAGCAGCAACAGCAGCAACAACCACAGCAACCACCGGGAAUUAUCAUGCAAACUCCCCACCUGACUACCAAGCAGAUGCAAGGUCUGGUGGGUGCUGAAGUAUGUGCUCAGCAUCUGUCAUCAUCCCAACAACUCCUCAGGGAACCAAAUGUAAAACCAAGCCAGGUUCAACAGCAAUUUGUGAAAGGAAAUAAUCUUCAACAAACCAGCCUGCAAAUCCAAUCACAUAAUAGUCUGGCAGCACCACUCUUCAGCAACCCCAUGAUGUUUUCUCAGGCUCCUCCAGUGACAUUUCCUGCUCCACUGGCCUCCAAUGUCAAUCAGAAUCAGGCAACUACAGAUUAUGGACCUGACCGACAACUGAGAUUAUUUCUCAAUCAACCCAUCCAUUCCGUAAUGCCAAGUAGCAGUGGAAAUGAGCAACCAUUCCAGAACAACUCAGCAAGACAGCAAGCCAAUCUGGAAAUAAUCUAUCACCCGCAGAUGAUCGUUGACCAGACCUUUUGUAGAACACUCGAUCAGAUUAGACCAAUUAGAUAUAUUCAGGAUCAACAGAUGCUGACAGCACUAACAAUGCAACCGAUAAGCUGUAGCGCAGUCAUUGUCCCUUCUCCGGAUUCUGUGACGAUCCCACAUCAAGGCUUCUCCGCCCACCAGCAGUCCUCGAUCCAACAGCAGCAUUCCAUGCAGCUUCAACAACAGCAUCACUACCUUCAGCAAGUGCCACCAAGUGGAGCAAUGCAAGGAAGCCAGUCACAGUCUCUUUUCCUUCCACCUCCUUCACCACAGCGCAGUACUAUGGGGUACCUCUCGCAACAUCAAGCACGUCACACACAAAACCGAACCAGCAGCAUCUCAGACUUAGCCAAUGUUCAGCUGCCCCGGUAGCCAGGAAAGUGCAACGAUUCGGCACUGCAUCGAGAACAGUCAUAUGGCAAAUACCUCGAUGGUAGAAUUGUGAAAGGUUGUGGGGUGGUGAGCAGGAGUUGAGUGAAGAGUUGGUAAACCCACAUGUGGGAUGGGUACAGAUUUCACUACCUCCUGGAAUCUACCACAGCAGCUCUCAGCCCUGAAGAGAAGAUUGGACUCUGAGGAGAACAGCCUGCAGUUUUUAAUGAAAAUAAGCCACUUUCUUAAGACCAAAUUUCAUCCAGAUUCAUUUCCACGUCUAAUCUGUUUGUUAGAGAAACUUGAACAGCCAUUUUGGUUUGUCAUUCAUACAAAUGUAAUUGUUUUAAAAUCCCCUUCCACUCCUAAAUGUGAAUUUCAUACACAUGUCUUUUGCCAAGCACUAGCUGGAAUCAUGAAAACAAUUGGUAUGUUCA
Messenger RNA from Callorhinchus milii (elephant shark), 3369 nucleotides. It is a transcript of the gene npas2, whose product is annotated as neuronal PAS domain protein 2. The transcript is spliced from 22 exons. Gene Ontology annotation, biological process: circadian regulation of gene expression; regulation of transcription by RNA polymerase II. The record is from RefSeq and is a predicted model, not a curated record. Gene Ontology annotation, cellular component: CLOCK-BMAL transcription complex; cytoplasm; nucleus. The coding region runs from base 284 to 2932 and encodes 882 amino acids. Lineage: Eukaryota; Metazoa; Chordata; Chondrichthyes; Chimaeriformes; Callorhinchidae. Gene Ontology annotation, molecular function: DNA-binding transcription factor activity, RNA polymerase II-specific; RNA polymerase II cis-regulatory region sequence-specific DNA binding; protein dimerization activity.